AUGAUAAUCAAACCAGGGAUUUCCGAGUUCGCCGCCUCUCCGGAUAAAGUCAGCGAUUACAUUUCCCCUCUGCUGAGCUUCGCCGCCGAGCACGUGCCCCGCUCCAAACACAAAGAGACCCCUCUGUACAUCCUGUGCACCGCAGGCAUGAGGAUCCUGCCCGAGAGCCAGCAGAAAGCCAUCCUGGAGGAUCUGCUCACCGACAUCCCCGUGCACUUCGAUUUCCUCUUCUCCGACUCCCACGCUGAGGUGAUUUCGGGCAAGCAGGAAGGUAGGAGGGCUUAAAAAAAUAUUUAGGAUUUUUUUUUAGGAAGACUGGAGCAUUUCCAAUCAGAUGACGAGGCAGUGGUGGAGGUGCCCAUCCCUGGCAGUGAGCACCGUGAUCCCGUUUUCCGCCGGAGAACCGUGGGGAUUUUGGACAUGGGUGGUGUUUCCACGCAGAUCGCCUACGAGGUCCCCAAAAGUGAGGAAGUGGCCAAAAACCUCCUGGCAGAAUUCAAUUUGGGCUGCGAUGCCCACCAGACCGAGCACGUUUACCGCGUCUACGUCGCCACUUUCCUGGGGUUCGGGGGCAACGCUGCCCGCCAGAGGUACCAGGAGAGCCUGGCAGCCAGCACCCUGCUCAGGAACAGAAUUCUCGGCACCCAGACGGGUCUGAGCCCCGAUUCCCCGUCGCUGGACCCGUGCCUGCCGCUGGACGCCCGCGAUCAGAUCGAGCAGCAGGGGCUGACGCUGCACCUUCGCGGCUCCGGCGAUUUCCAGCGGUGCCGGGAGCUGCUCCAGCCCUUCCUCAACAAAACCAACGAGACCCAGAGCUCCCUGAACGGCGUUUUCCAGCCCCCGCUGCGCUUCCAUGACAGCGAAUUUUAUGGAUUCUCCGAGUUCUAUUACUGCACCGAGGACGUGCUGCGCAUGGGCGGAGAUUACAACGCCGCCAAGUUCACCAAAGCUGCCAAGGAUUACUGUGCCACCAGGUGGGCGGUGCUGCGGGAACGCUUUGACCGCGGUCUCUACGCCUCCCACGCCGACCUGCACCGCCUCAAGUCAGUGUUUGCUGCUCCCGGGAGGGGGAAAAUCCGGGAAAAAUCCCAAAAUUCCCUGUUUGAAUGAGCUCUGAUGGGGCUGAGUGCUGAGCGGAGCUGAUCCCGUUCUGACUGAUUGAUCCCGUUCUGGCUGAUUGAUCCCACUGUCCCUGAUUGAUCCCAAUGUCUCUGAUUGAUCCCAUUCUCCCUGAUCCCAAUGUCCCUGACUGAUCCUACUCUCCCUGAUCCCGUUCUCCCUGAUUGAUCCCAAU
Malurus melanocephalus (red-backed fairy wren) is the source of this 1294-nucleotide messenger RNA. RefSeq names its product ectonucleoside triphosphate diphosphohydrolase 4-like. Gene Ontology annotation, cellular component: membrane. The transcript is spliced from 8 exons. Gene Ontology annotation, biological process: nucleoside diphosphate catabolic process. The record is from RefSeq and is a predicted model, not a curated record. Gene Ontology annotation, molecular function: nucleoside diphosphate phosphatase activity. NCBI's taxonomy places the organism in Eukaryota, Metazoa, Chordata, Aves, Passeriformes, Maluridae.